CCCGGUGAUGGAGGAAGAGGAAGCCGCGGGGGGAAAGAUGAAGCCGUUCCCAGCGGGCGUCGUCAGCAUGGGGGUCGGGGGCGGCGCCGCCGGGGCGGGCGUGGACCCCGAGCGCUGCCGCUUCCCAUACUGUGUCGUGUGGACGCCCAUCCCCGUGCUCACAUGGCUCUUCCCCAUCAUCGGUCACAUGGGCAUUUGUACGUCGGCUGGAAUCAUCCGAGACUUUGCAGGGCCUUAUUAUGUCUCUGAAGACAACAUGGCUUUUGGGAAGCCAGUGAAGUACUGGAAGCUGGAUCCUAACAAAGUAUAUUCCUGCGGCCCCAAUGCUUGGGACACUGCAGUCCAUGAUGCCUCCGAGGAGUACAAGCACCGUAUGCACAACCUCUGCUGCGACAACUGCCAUUCACACGUAGCUCUGGCCUUAAACCUCAUGCGAUAUGACAACAGCAGCUCUUGGAACAUGGUCAAACUUUGCUUCCUCUCCCUGUUAUACAGCAAGUACGUCAGCAUCGGGGGAUUUGUCAAGACCUGGCUUCCCUUCAUCCUCUUUUUGGGGAUUGUCCUGACAGUCAGUCUUACCCUUCACCUGCGGUGAUGGACGACCCCUAUGGAAGGCCAACGUUGAAAACUGUGGGCUCUUCUGUCCAGCAAGGAGCUGCUGGGUUUUGGAAGCCUUUGGGGAAGACAUCCAUUUUGCUUUGUGAUGCCAAGUCACCAUUUGUCCUGUGGGACUCCCCUGUUUUCCCCCUCCCCUCUCGGUCUGACCUUCUAAAUGUAGGGGUGGGGAACAAUUGCAUCUUGCUUCUCAACAGAUACCCUUGGUCAUGAAGAUUACCAUAGGACGUCAUACGAGGCAGCUUCCGUCUGUGGGGCGUAGAGCGAGGGGUUAGUUUGCCUUGUCGCUGGUGUCGGAGCUGAUUCUAAGGUUCUCCUGUCCUGGUGUGGGGGGAGCCGAAUCCUGGCAGAAUUUAACAGGAGGUGACUGCCUAUGGUUGCUUUACAUUGUGAGUAGGGAUGAACAUCUAUGUUCAUUUGCCCACUUACAGGUAAAUUGCAUUUACAACACUGUAGCUGGAACAAGUAAGAGCCACACACACACACCCUUCUUCAGGGAGCCUCAGCAUCAGCAGCCUGGAAAUGAAACAGCACCAGCGUUAUAUGCUCAGACUAGGGGUGCUGAGCCCAGGAUGGGGCUAAUGUCCCUUUCUGCUUUUGUGGCUCACACUUGACCACAGCAUGUGGCUCAUGCGUUCCUCAGAAAGUGGUUUUUCUCUUUCAAGGUUUCUCUUCUGAAGCUGCUGGAUUUUCCUCGACCUCCCACCAGCUUAAGCUGUUGGGGGUAAGAUUGCCCUUGAGUUGCCCUUGGCGAAGCUUGUGUUGAGGGCCUUGUUACAAAUCCUAGUCCCCUUCUCCACACUACAAUUUCCAAAAUUCUGCGCAUGAGAGGGAGAGGCAUACCUGAUGGUUAAGGUGUUUGAUUUUUUUUAAAAAAAUACAGAUAAUACUACUUGGCUGUGCAUCAGAAAGCGUAAGCGGUGCUGCAGAAAUACUUGGCCUCUCCUGCCUAGAAGGCUGAAGUUAGACUGCUGUAGACUGAUAUGACAUUUAACUUGAAGAGAACAUAAGGGGACAAAAAGCUUCUGCAUCCACAGAAGCAGUAGAGAAUUGGGUGCUUUCUGUCCCCACCCCCCAUCCUCUCAAUGUCCACAGAAGCUUAAUUUUGGUUUGUGGUUUUGUCCAUGUUACUUACGUGCCUCCUUUUUUGUAAAAAAAGGGUGUGUGUUUCCCCUUAGCGCCCUUCCAGUAAGCAAGUUCUCAAGUGGUUCAGUUGAGUGUCAGAUCAGAUGCCCAGGGUGGUGUCUUUACAGUUCACAUUAGGUUUUGCAGAAAGGCAGUUUUGCUGACCAAACUCAUCUGCUCCUUUGCACUGCCCUCCAGUAACAAGCAGCCAUGAUAGAAACAUGGUUUUCUCUUACCUUUCUCUCCCCUCCACCCUUCCACAUUCCCUGGAUGGCUUAUUUCCCUGCUUGGAAGCCUCUCCUGGUUUUCUUGUUCUUUGGUAUUCUCCAGCAGCCUUCUUCACCACCCAGGAAGGGGGAGCAAAAAGAGGCUGCUCUGAAGCCACUCUAUCCUUUCAACUUCUGUUAUUUCCAUCCUUGCCCCUGCCUAGUGCUAAUCCUCACCUUUUCCAAGCCUCCUCUCACACCUUAAAUGCUUUGCCAUGGGCUAAGGAAGGGUGUUGUCUGCCUGUACACCUUUCAUUUGCGGUUUGUCCCCCACUCCAUCCAUUUCAAGCAUGACCCGGGCAGCAGCUGUAGAGAGCUGAUCGAUAAGCUCAAGGCUGAUUAGAGAUCAAAGCUCCUGGCACCAAAGCAAACAGGUGUGGUCUUCCAUCCAGCUGAGCCCAGAACUGCUUCACUUACAUACCCAGCAGGGAUUCUGGUUUUGAUGGAAGUAAUACACCAAGACAGCUCAGUGGAGAAACUCGCCUCUUUUUCCUCUCCCCUCCCCAUUUGUUUCUCCUUGCAGUGACUUGGCAAAAAGAGCUCUGAGAGAUUCUCAGAUCUGGUGCUUGAUGCCAGCUUCCUUUCCACAGUAGCAUCAGUCUAGGUCUGUCUUCUGAAUGGAUUUUAAAAAAUGUUUUGUAAUUGCCAAAAUCUCAGGCUGAGCACUGCUCAGAGAACUGAUAUUAAAAAUGCUGGGCCCCCCAGGCCGCUUUUUGUAUUCCCAGGUGGGUCUUAAUUUCCAUGUUCUGAGUACCAGUCCAGUUAAGAGAUGGCUACGCCCAAACUCAGUGGCGGAAACUGGAGAUCCCCCCUGUAGCUCAAGCGAAAAGACCCUGUUGAAAGGAUCAAUGGCCCUGCUUGUGUUUGCAGAUUCAGCUUGCCUUGUUUCCACUAGGUUUUGACCUUGGUGUCCAAGAAGAUACCUGACAUUAGUUGUAGGUGGUUGGGAGACCUCUUCAGUAGGCUUUUAAGUGGCUGUGGGUCAUCUACCCGGCAUGGUGUGAUUGUGCAGCUCCUGCACAACCAGCUCACGACCCUGCCCACGUUUACCAAGCGGCAGGGCUAUGGGAAAUGCGGAUUGAGCAGGGCCUACCUUGGAGGCACAGCAUUCAGCAUGUCUUUGGUGUGAGCCAGACCUCCAGACCUCUUCCCAGGCAAAACAGCCCUCCCCUUUUUUCAGUAGCACCAGUGGCAAACCUUGGUGCAGUAGCAGUAGUACUGAAGUUUAAUGCCUCAGGGUGGCUUUGCAAGUUAACUAAAUUCCUGCAGAGGGGCUUGAGGAACGUGCAUAGUGUUCAGCAAUGCUGCCUGUGCUUUUCUCUGGCUGCCUACAUGGGCUGGGGAUGCAGCAGUUGGGUGUGGCUUCCUUGACUAAUUUAUUGAAGCGGGGUUUAUAUAGUGAGAAACCAAUCCAUAGGGUUUUGCCACAUUAUGAUUGCUGCACAGAGGUAUUUGUACGGAACAGCCCUUCGAUAUAGGAAUCUGGGAAAAUGCAAAGUAUUCUUCAAAGAUUUCAUCAGUGCUUUGAAGCUUUGCACUCCGACACCUUUCAGUUUGUGUCACGUGCUUGACUUUUCCUUUGUUUAGGUCUGUGGGAUUUUGCUUUGGAGUUCAUUUCUGUGCCACUUUGGAGGGGUCCCCCUUCUUUCCCCCUGCACUUGCUGGCAGUUAGCCAGAUGGGUUUCUGUCCUUUUGAGCUGGUUCUCCAGGGGGUGCUGGACUCCUUUGUACAUAUUGAACUCUGCUGCUGUGAUUUCAUAAUCCUGAUGAUGAUGAUGAAAAAUAAAUGCAGUUCUGUGUCUCCAA
Eublepharis macularius is the source of this 3812-nucleotide messenger RNA. It is a transcript of the gene TMEM222, whose product is annotated as transmembrane protein 222. Bases 8 to 595 code for a protein of 195 amino acids. The transcript has 6 exons. The record is from RefSeq and is a predicted model, not a curated record. Lineage: Eukaryota; Metazoa; Chordata; Lepidosauria; Squamata; Eublepharidae.